Messenger RNA from Scleropages formosus (Asian bonytongue), 990 nucleotides. Its product is annotated as dual specificity phosphatase DUPD1-like. The record is from RefSeq and is a predicted model, not a curated record. Lineage: Eukaryota; Metazoa; Chordata; Actinopteri; Osteoglossiformes; Osteoglossidae. The transcript is spliced from 4 exons. Gene Ontology annotation, molecular function: protein tyrosine/serine/threonine phosphatase activity; MAP kinase phosphatase activity. Bases 156 to 914 code for a protein of 252 amino acids. Gene Ontology annotation, cellular component: cytoplasm. Gene Ontology annotation, biological process: negative regulation of MAPK cascade; protein dephosphorylation.
ACGGAUGUACUCGACAAUUUCUGAGUCGCGCGGCAGAUGUCCUUAAUCGGUGCGCUUUAGGAAUGUAAACUAGUCGAAAAGGAGACCAAGGGGAAGGGGCGGAAGUACAUCAUUGACGCUUUUGGACAUAUGCAGGAAAAAAAAGACUGGAGAAAAUGGCUUCUUAUUGCUUAACGACCUCGCGAAAGACUGUGCGCGAGGAGGUGCCGAGCGAUUCGGACGAUGACUACGUCACACCAGGGGGAUACGAGUUGGAGAAGAUGCUCUGUCGCCCUCCCAGCGUUUCAUACGCCCGUGUCAAUGAGGUCUGGCCCAACGUCUACAUUGGCGAUGAACAGACGGCACGGAAUCGCCACAGCCUGACGCGCAUGGGCGUGACGCACGUCCUAAAUGCUGCCGAAGGAACGCGCAACAGCGUGGACACGGGCCCCGACUACUACGGCGGCAUGAACAUCCAAUACUACGGAGUGGAAGCAGAGGACGUUCCCACCUUCAAUCUCAGCCACUUCUUCUAUCCUGCUGCCCAGUUUAUCGACGAUGCCCUCGGCAGACCUGAGAGUACGUUUAAAGGACAGAUGUUAAAGCCGCUUAAUCAAGUCCAAAUCCUACAUGAAACGGGUUGUUUUAAUGAAUCUACCUCAUCAAAAUGUCGAAUGUAUUCCAUGGCGAGAGGCACAUUUUACAGUAGCCAACAAGCUCCUGGUGCACUGCGUCAUGGGGAGAAGCCGGUCAGUGACGCUCUUCCUGGCCUACCUGAUGAUUCACGAGAACAUGACCCUGGUGGACGCCAUCGAACACGUCAAGCAGCGCAGACGCAUCCUGCCCAAUUGGGGGUUCCUGAAACAACUCCGGCAACUGGACGUGCAGCUCCGAGGACGAGCGGAGAACUCGGACAACGAAGGCAAAGGCGAUGAAGGUGAUGACGCAAAGAGUGAAGAAGGGGAAGAGGAUGACCAGGAUGUCAAAUAAAACUGUUCUAAAGGACUUCUU